CCAGCUUGAUUGGCCCGAGGUGGGGACCUGGAAGUUUUAGCCUCUCUGAUCUCGAGGCGGAUUAAUUAGCCCAAGAAACAUUAUAUUCAUGCUUAGGUGGAGAAAAGCAGGGCUAGAAUUGGAACUCAAAGCCCAGAAUGGCAGGAGAGGAUGUGGGGGCUCCACCCGAUCACCUCUGGGUUCACCAAGAGGGUAUCUACCGCGACGAAUACCAGCGCACGUGGGUGGCCGUCGUGGAAGAGGGGACGAGUUUCCUAAGGGCACGGGUCCAGCAAGUUCAGGUUCCCUUAGGUGACGCAGCUAGGCCAAGUCACCUUCUUACCUCCCAGCUACCUCUCAUGUGGCAACUCUACCCUGAGGGACGCUACAUGGAUAACAACUCCCGCUUGUGGCAAAUCCAGCAUCAUUUAAUGGUCAGGGGAGUAGAGGAGCUGUUGCUUAAACUUUUGCCUGAUGAUUAACCUGGUGCUGGAAUUCUAGGAAGAUAUGCUCCUCUGAUCUGUUCAGUAUAUGGCAAUCACUUCAUCCACCACUGCAGUGCACCCACCUGUGGGCC
Molecule: messenger RNA, 556 nt
Organism: Artibeus jamaicensis (Jamaican fruit-eating bat)
Lineage: Eukaryota; Metazoa; Chordata; Mammalia; Chiroptera; Phyllostomidae
Gene: MTCP1
Product: mature T cell proliferation 1
Exons: 5
Coding region: 138-461 (107 amino acids)
Biological process (GO): positive regulation of peptidyl-serine phosphorylation
Molecular function (GO): protein serine/threonine kinase activator activity
Source: RefSeq, a predicted model, not a curated record